Messenger RNA from Prorocentrum cordatum, 918 nucleotides. The record is from the annotation of a GenBank genome assembly. Lineage: Eukaryota; Dinophyceae; Prorocentrales; Prorocentraceae.
GCUGCGCAGGUUCCGGCGCAGGCCGAGAAGGCGAAGAGUGCGGCCACCGAGGCGUUGGCGCGCGCGGAGGGCACCACGGCCGCUCCUGCCGCCGCCGACACCAGCCAGGGAACCGCCAACCAGCCGAAGUUCAAGGCCACGUGGAACGAGGCGCCUUUCCAGGGGCUCGAUGAGCCGGAGCGCGAGAAGACGGAGCGCCAGGGGCUGCGACUCGCGCACACCCAGCUGCAGGAGCGGCAGAACACGCUGAGCGCCAAGGAGGCGGACACCCAGGUGAUGCUGGAGAAAGCCGCCACGGUGCGCAAGGAGGUCGAUGACCGCCUCGCGAAGGAGAGGAAGACGGCAGAAGGCCAGGCGGCCCCAGGCGGAGGACGCGGCGAGGGCGCUGCGGGUGGUGACACCGCGCCUGGAGCCGCGUCGUCGGCCGAGGCAGGAGCUGCCGCCGCCGCCGCGCCCGCCGCCAAGGCCGAGGCCAAGCGGCGCGAGCAGGAGCAGAUCGAGCUGGAGGCGGUCAAGCUGCCGUCGACGAAGUUUGCGGCUCAACGCGCGGCCCUGGAAGAGCAGAAGGCGACCGUCGGUAAGUCGAUGGGCAAGGGCGAGGGCAACGGCAACCGCGAGGGGCCGUGUUGGGGCUACCUGCUGAAGUCCAGCUGUGAUUUCAUUGGCGCGCGCGAGACUCGCGUUGUCGAUUCGCAGUUCAAGUCGCGGGAUAAGAAAGCCAAAGGGGCUGGCUAUGAUUUUCUUGCCAACCAUGCGAGAGCGAAGAAGGAACGUGUCAGUGCUGCCAUGAUCCAUCGGUCCUGGGAAAGGGGCGAGCGGUUGUUGGCUCUGCGGCACUUCCCGGUGCAAAACGCUUUCACCAAGUCCGCGGACCUGAAGCUGAGGGCCCAAGGGCAUGCGGCGCUCGACGGCUUCCAG